AUGUCCCUCAAGCGCAAAGCCUCCUUCUCUGGCCUCCCGUCGAGCAUGGCGAUGCCCAUGCCUAGCGGAUGGGGCGUGUCCGAUAGCUCCAAGGACCUUCCCAGCCGGACCCGAAAGCGCUUCCGGAACGGCCGUCCAGAUGACGACGUGGUAUAUGAGAAAACCCUACGCUGGAUCUUCUCUGCACAACAGCAACAGCAACAACAGCCCAUUACUCCCAUGGACACCGCAGACGACGCCAUGAUGGACGCCGAGACCAGUAUCCCUUCUCCCGAAACCGUCGACCCGCGCCAACAGACCUUGCUACGAUUCUUCCAGCCCCGUGCAGAGGCAUUGUCGCCCUUCCGACCCUCCCGCGAAGCCCUUGCAGCUCGUGCCAAUGAAACGGCUAUGGACCAGGAAGAGAUUAUGCGCCGCCAGGCCUUUUCGCAGAUGAAUAUGGCCGGAAGCACGAGCGGAAGCGAGAUCACGAGCCCGGGUUUUUUCCAGACCGAGACGGAUGUUGAUAUGGAUAUGGAUGGCGGGGAGAGUAGCGAUAGCUCGAAUCCCGUUUCUAAGUGGGGAUUCUGGAAUGGAGGUGUUUAG
Messenger RNA from Penicillium cataractarum, 585 nucleotides. RefSeq lists its product as uncharacterized. The record is from RefSeq and is a predicted model, not a curated record. NCBI's taxonomy places the organism in Eukaryota, Fungi, Ascomycota, Eurotiomycetes, Eurotiales, Aspergillaceae. The transcript is spliced from 2 exons. Bases 1 to 585 code for a protein of 194 amino acids.